Gallus gallus (chicken) is the source of this 1472-nucleotide messenger RNA. RefSeq lists its product as uncharacterized. The transcript has 3 exons. The record is from RefSeq and is a predicted model, not a curated record. Bases 1 to 765 code for a protein of 254 amino acids. NCBI's taxonomy places the organism in Eukaryota, Metazoa, Chordata, Aves, Galliformes, Phasianidae.
AUGAUUUCUAAUGAUGUUUAUCUUGAGGGCUCCGACGGCCGCGAGCUUUACAAGAGGGCUCCUCUCUCCUCCCCGCCGCUCUCAGGGCUGCGGGCGCGGCGCUGCCCGGCUCCGCGUUCCCUCCGUCGAAGGGCGCAGCGGCUGCGGGGCGGCUCGGGAGGGUCCCCCCGCGGGUCCCGGGACGAUGAGAGCGGAGCUCCCGGUGUUAGGCGGCUCCCGUCGGGGCUGCGGCAUCUCGGGGGUGACAGCGGUUCGAUCCCUUUUCAUUCCGUCUUACAACAACUAAACUGCGAGCGGACCGAAACGCGGCUCCACCGCUCCCGGUUCGAUCUCAAACCGUUCGGGGAAAGCUUUGCCGGGCGGCAAAGGGGUGAAAUUCGGAGCAAACAGUGGAGAGCUGUGAGUCGGGAAAACAAAUCCGUAACUUUUUACCGUCUGCCGGGUGCGGGGCACGGAGCGGCCUCGGGCGGCGCGUUGGGUGCACCUCUGUGCUCCUCAUCCAAUGCCUUAGAGAGAUUUAAGGUGAAUGUGGACGGGGUAACGCGGCUGUGCCCUACGGGGGUGGUGGUGGUGAUUCGGGAAUCGGGCUGUGCUGCGCACUGCAGUCCUUUGCUCCGGGAUCUGAUCCGUACUGCACCAGCUCAGGACCUUUGGCCAGAAAGGAUGAAGUGUAAGUCAACAAGUUCACUCUGCUGUGCUGGCUCUCAAGGUAAUGAGAAACAAAUCUCCUACAGAUUCAUUCCAAUAUGUGACUUGAUGCUCUAGCAAUUUUGCCUUGGCCAUCUUUCUUCUUUCUUUUUAAGAGAGGCUGUUUCCAUUCCUGGCUUCAACUGCUCUUAAAGUGUUCAAUUUUAUUUUUAGCCAGAGUUAAGGGAGUUGUUCUGGAUUUCAGCGAAAGAACCAAAUUAACUAAAUUUUACCUGACUUCCCCUCCAAACCCACUGUAUUUUUUUUUCUUUUCCUUGUAGUUGCUUUUUUUUUUUUCCUUUUCCUUUCUGUUAGUGUACAUGCAGGACCAUUUAUCCUGCUUUUAUUUCUUCUGGUAUGUCUCAUGGACCAACCAGGUUUGUUUACUGUUUUCUAGAUUCUCCUUAAUUUUCCUUCAGGUUGCCCAGAGGGAUGGUGGAAGCCCUAUUCCUGGAGACAUCCAAGGUCAGGCUGGAUGGGGUUCUAAGCACCUGAUGGAGCUGUGCACGUCCCUGCUCAUUGAAGGGGGGUUGGACCAGAUGGCCUUUAAGUGUCCCUUUCAACUCUAAGGAUUCUAUGAUUCUAUAAUUAAUUCCAAAAAUACUACAGGUUACUUUGAUUUCACUUGCAAUAUAUUUUGUUUCCACACAUGCCCUGUUUUUUUUCCAUAAAUGCUUGUCUAUAUAUUUAUAUACAUGUAUUCAUAUAUGUAUUAUGUCAUAUGUAAAGAUACUUCGGUAUUUAGAUGAUAACUCUGGACUGCCUCAUUUGUAAUCAGCACUCUA